CACGUUGGUGUGGACUACGCUCUUUAGUUUCGGUUCUCGAUAGCUAGACCAUAGGGAGAUAUCUUGAGAUAUCUUGCUACUGAAAUCCUGUUUCGGGUUUAUAUCAACAUUGAAGGAGGGAACUCUGCUCAUCGAGCUCCCCGUCAUGGAACCCGAGUUUAAUACUCGCCCACUCUCUAUAAUUCAUCGUCCACGCCCAUCCCAAGAUCACGCGUCUCCUCCCUCUUCACCUGUACCUCCUCCUUCAUCCUUCACCCUUACAUCUCGUCGUCGUUCUUCCGCCGCCAACUUUCCUCCCGCAGGCCCACCACCGAGUCAACCAAUUCCAAGUCUACCAUCAGCUCCAAUCUGCCAUCCUGAUGAUGUUGAACCUUCUUCCGAAGAACUUCCAUAUACUACAAGACACAGGUCAAGCACUAGUGGUAGUGGUCCUAGCCACGCCAAUAAUGGUAGACCUUCAGCCUCUGCAAAUCUCGCUGCAAUAGCCGCGUUUCAAACAAGGCAAGCCUCUACUUCCGUGUCCAACAGUCCCCAGCCUUCUUCCAGCACCGUCGCACAUGACCCCAGCCUUUUUUCCGACCCCUCGCAUAGAUCUAUCCUUCAGCCAACGUCAUCUUCACACCACCAGGAUAUCGUGCCUGACCGUCUCUUGUUGUCACCGGCUCAGUCUCGCACACCCUCCCAAUCUCGCCCAUCUUCAAGACGUGCCCUCACAAGAGCCUUGGAACUCGCCCGUGAAGCAGUCCAGUUAGAUUCUACCAACGAUGACCCCCAUGCUGCUGUCAUGGCAUACGGUCGAAGUGUCGCUUUGCUUAGUGAAGUUAUGGAGCGAGUAAGAAGAGGCGAAGACAGCACAGAGCGUCCAAGACGAAAUGGCAGGCGGAGAAGUGUGGUCGCACAAGAAGAAGAAGUCAGACGUCUUAAAUCAAUACACGACACUUAUGCUGACCGUAUGAACAUUCUCAGCCUGAUAUACAGUAUACCUCCCAUACCCCACUCCCCAUCCUCUGUCUACGCCCCUUCCACAUCUACAGAGUCCACACAACCUGGAUCACCAUCGUCCAUCUCACCCACUUCUGACUCUCAUAAAGUCUCUUCGUAUCCAACGGAACACACUCAAGACGAGCCUCAGCACGUCGGAGUACUUAACCAUAACCAUGAUGACGACAAUGAUGGCCAUGAAGGCAUUGGAGCUGCCCUUCUCAAUGCUACUUAUUUGUCCACUGAAUUCGGUCAAAGAACCAAUGGCAUAUCACCUCAACAUCCUUAUGCUGCACCUCUGUCACCUCUUUCAUCAUCUGGUCCACAAGAUUCCAAUAAUUCUCUUAACCGAAACGCAACCCUUCCGGCGAACCGCACCCAAUAUACCCCAUCAGUCACUGGCCGACCUCGAGCAGCUUCUAUUUUUCCUCCCGCCGCCCCACCUCCAACUUUGUCUCCUCUACCACCACCCCCAGACUCUGCCGUACCCGCCAUGUCCGCAACGAUGCCUUCACAGACCGGCAGGUUCCUAGAAGCUACCUGCCCACGCGGAAAUUCAAUUGGACACAGACGAACAGGGUCAGGAACUAGACUGACUGCCGUCACUGAAGAGGGCGUCAGGAUUGUGGGCCCUCCCACUCUAGAGAACCUAUACGACCAAGAUCUUACAGCUUCCUUACCCCGACGGCCUGACACGCCACGCACUGCAAUCCGGGACUCUCACCCACUACCCCCACUUCCUUCACCCACAGCCACAUCAUACUCUAUACGGUCACUGGAAUCGCCACCACAACAAGUUGUUGUUCCACGAGUCCGCGGAGAGUCGAUGAGCGUGAUCAGUGGUCAACAAUUGAUCAGCACCUCCCUGGCGAUGGGUACGAUUCAUCAGAGGCGCACCAAGAUGUCUGCUCCCCCUUCUACCGACAGCCCUUCGCCUACUGAAUCACAUUCACCGUCGAUAUUCUCUCUUCCCACCCCGAAGCCUGCCGGAUCACCGGUACCCCCUAACACAGUACCUCUCGUAGUUGGACGACAUCGCGCGUCGUCACAGCCAGGACGACGGCCUUCUGUAGCUAAUGGCCGUAUCUCCCCGUUCGAUGUUCAACGACCCCCAUUACCACACACAGCAGGGCUUAACGGACUAAUACCCCGUAAAAUGUCCAAUCCUUCCAAGUUGCAGCAGAACAUCAGCAUUAAUAUACCACAACUGCCGCAAUUGACUCUGCAGACAGAAUUAUUAUCCCCGUCUCUGGCAUUAGCGCUGGUACCUCCACCAGCCCUGAUAUCCAAUUUGCCGACUACACCCACUUCUCCGCUUCCACCCGCUCCACCCGCUGACAGUCAAAGGAAGCCGUAUCAUAUGAUGGCACUCCUGGCGAAUACCAUGACCUCAAAGUCUGGUGGUUACAUCACCAGACGAUUGCAUGUGCCGCAAGAGGUUUGGUCACAAGGAGGGGCUAAGCUCACAAACAUACCAGAGAAAGUCCGCGUUGUAGAGGUACUCUGCUCAGCCCUGGAGGAGAUGCAGCAAUGCAGCGUGGAAUCUUUUGGCGCGAGCGUCGGCAGUGGACUAGCUUUGGGUAUCGGCAGUGUAACUCGCAAGGAAGCUGAGACAUGGGUAGGUAAAUUAGAGGAGUUUUCCUCGAUAUGCGAUAGUGUCGUCGCAAACUUUGGCAAGAAGCUUAGUGUAGGCGAAGGUUUUGUUGUUAAGAAAAGUGGGGGGGUAACAUCAUGGGGAGGUAAACUCACUCGGCAGAUUGACAAGUUUACCAACGGAAAAAACCUCGAUUCGCCUGCUGCUUAUGUGUCUGGAUUAAAUAAGCUGUUUACUAUAGCUCAGCUUAUCGAUGAACAUACAAAGGCAUUGUUAUCGCAGCCAGUCGCAGCCACAUACGCAGCGUUCCCUAUAGAUCUCCGGGCUGCUGCAGAAGUCAAGCUAAAACGCGCUUCCGAGUUCUUUGCGAGCGUCGUGCUGACAUUCGUCAUCCGUGACCUGGCGCAGCUGCUCGACAAGUACGCCAAAAAGUGCGAAAAGUGGCUCGCAGAAUAGUGAGGCAAACCCCCAUUCCCUCGGUCUGCGAAGCUGUAAUACUGUUACGAAGCAGUAUGUGUUUUAUUUCGGGACUAGAUGGGUUCACCAGAAUAUGUUUUAGCUUACAUUUUUAGUUUAUUUAUUCUACUUUUUUCGCGUUCUUUUUUUGCGUGUUUUUUUCCGCGCCUUUGUCUUUGUCUUCGUUCGGUGCACCUCUCACGUCCCCUCCCUUGCAUACUAUACAUUACACACUUUGGAAUUCUGUGCAUAUUGAAUGUAGGCUACAAAUCAAUUGCUCAAACU
Molecule: messenger RNA, 3316 nt
Organism: Suillus fuscotomentosus
Lineage: Eukaryota; Fungi; Basidiomycota; Agaricomycetes; Boletales; Suillaceae
Exons: 4
Coding region: 146-3031 (961 amino acids)
Source: RefSeq, a predicted model, not a curated record